Molecule: messenger RNA, 2339 nt
Organism: Acyrthosiphon pisum (pea aphid)
Lineage: Eukaryota; Metazoa; Arthropoda; Insecta; Hemiptera; Aphididae
Exons: 2
Coding region: 1414-2241 (275 amino acids)
Source: RefSeq, a predicted model, not a curated record
CAGUAGAGUACCUAUAUUAACCGAAUUAAUAAUUCUUAAGUUUGUGUGAAAUGUUAAUUGUAAACCUUUUUCCCAAAGUAAAUUUGAAAAAUACUGCGUUAUUGGAUUAACAUCCAAGUUUAGCCAAAAAUUGGUGCUCUGCUAUUGAGUUUAUUUAUAGUUCACUAGUACUGUUUUUCAAUACAAAUUAUGAAUAUAAUUUUGUACUAGUUAAAACACUAGACAUAACUUGAGUAUGAUAUUUAAAUCUAUAUUAUUAUAUCAAGCGUUUUUAAUUAUUAUUAUUGUAAUUUUAAUUAUAAAUUAAGUUGAACAAAACAAAUAUUUUUACACGCACAUUAUCAUCAUACAAAACGUAUGAUAUUUUUGAAUUCAAACAUGUUAUAAUAUAUCAUAAACAUUUAUUGUAAUAUUGAUAAAAAAUGUAUACUUAUUCAAUGUUUUUGUGGCCUUAUAAUAUAUUUCAUGUAAUUUCUUCAAGGUAAUUUGUACGAAAUUAAACACUAUUUCUUAUUGAUUAAAAAAAAAAAAAAAAAAUGUUUUCAUACUUAAAAAUUAUGUAUAUUAUAACUAACUCGGGGAAACCGAAAGGGGUAAGUGAAGACAUCCGUGGGUGUCGGUAUUCAAGGAUGGAAGAGCCAAGGACAAUUCACUCCACUAACCAAAAGUUUUCAAGCAAUAAUAUGUAAUAAACAUAUAUUAUUAAUAUUAUAAAAUACGCAUAACCAUUGCCUUGGUGGCAAGGUGUUUGUAUGCCAACAAAAUUCAUGUUUACAGUCCAGCAAGAAUAUACAGUCGGAGGAGGUUGGAGUACCGUUAUUCUUUGCUACUGGAUGAACAAGGAACAUGCAAUCAGAAAAUACAACACUACCACUAACACAGCUACCGUUGCUUGACUUCCCAAAUCUGGGGUUCAGAUUUAAAUGGACAAGGGGUACAUGUAACGAAUGUCGUCAUCGACAUCGUACAUUACUCCCUACGUUGAGCACGGCUAAUAUGCUGAGUGUUAGCAAUGGCAAGUGUGUAUAUAUAAUGUAUGAAAUAUAUAUAUUUCUGACGCGAUGUUUAGCUUGCAUCGUGUUAAUAUACGACCGGGACACCUGACAGAAAGGAGUAAAAUAGAACAGUCGAGAGUCGUAAGUGAACAGUCAACAGUCGAGAGUCAAUAGUCAUAAUCGAUGGAGGAGUCUAUGGUCGGCAAUCAAUAAUCAGAGUGGAUGGUCGAUAGUGGAACUCGAUGGUUGAUAACGACCUGAAGAGGACCUACAGAAGACCAGCUCAACCCACAUUUGGACAUCGGCACCCACGACACACCAUGGCCCGAUCAGUAACCCUGAGUUAUAAUUUAUAAGUAUACUUUCGCUGUUGUAACUUGUAGUAGGUAAUAAGUUAUUACCAGACGCCGCACCAUAUAUGGUAAAGGCAGGGACGGCUCUCCAAGUUUUCUAUUCUAAAAUGCUACACGUGACGUGUGCAGCCCAUGGUUUGCACAGAGUAGCAGAACAGGUUAGAUCUCAUUUCAGUACAGUGGAUAAGUUAAUAGCAAGUGUUAAACAAGUAUUUAAAAAAGCUCCGAGUCGGUUACAAUUAUUUAAAAAUGAACUUCCUGGAGUAAAGUUGCCGCCAGAACCAGUUAUUACACGUUGGGGAACCUGGCUUAAUGCAGCUACCUAUUAUUUCGAGAAUAUACAAGCUGUUCGUCAUAUUAUUGGAUUACUCGACCAAGAAGAUGCGAUUAGUAUUCAAAAAGCAAAAAAAUGUUUAGACAACCCUAAUCUUGAAAAUAACUUGGCAUACAUUAAAUCAAAUUUUUCUAUUUUAUCUGUAGCCAUUGAUAAAUUGCAAGCGAAAAAUAUGUCCUUAGCUACAUCAUUAAAUAUUAUUGAAAAUAUCGAAGAAACACUGAAAACACUAAAUGGUGAACAUGGUAAACAUAUAUAUUUCAAAUUAAAAAACGUUUUAGAAAAAAAUAGUGGUUUGUCUAAAUUAAAACAUAUUUCAAAUAUCUUGGAUGGCGAAGAAAAUACAAAUAUUGGUGAAUUACUUGGUGAACUUACAUGUAGCGAUAUUGUAUAUUUCAAAUAUGCACCAAUUGUAUCAGUGGACGUCGAACGUUCAUUUUCAACGUACAAGACUUUGUUGGCAGACAACCGCCGUAAAUUCAAAUUCGAUAAUCUGGCCAAGCAUUUAAUAAUUCAAUGUAACACUCAAGACCUUCAGGAUUCUGACCAGAGUGACUAAACUAUACGUAUACCUAAUAAUUUCUAAUUUGUAAGUGAUAUCACCUAUUGAUUAAUUAAUAAAUUUGCUUUUUUUUUAUAUUUUGUUGUUUGCAUAUU